AUGGCGCCAUUUAAACAAGAUAGCAUUCUGAUGAUCUAUCCUAGAUCAGGUAGUACACUAGUGCAGUUUGGGUUGAAUGACGAGACAUUCAUGCCACCAACUUUUGAGAUUCCCACAGUAAUAUAUAGGAAAAAAGACAAUGCCGGAAAUUUCAAUUACGGGCCCAAAGAGCAAUUUGGGGAUCUAGAAACUGUUGAAGAAGUCAGGCCAAUACAGAAAGGUGCAAUUGUUGACCUUGAAGCAUUCUUGCACUUUUUGAAACUGUUUUAUGCCUCGAUCCUGGCUGAUAAAUAUAGUUCAAAUACCUCAGCCUUUGAUGAUGAUCUUGCAAAUAUACCAGUUCUUCUAGUGACACACCAUACUUGGUCACAAUUGCAAUUGGAGAUGAUUACCAAGUUUGUUUUUGAGAACUUAGAAAUUAAUAAUCUGCUCCUUCUUCCACUAUCUCUGGCGUCAACAUUUGCCAUGGUAUCGCUACAGAACAGUCUUGUGAUUGAUAUCGGCACUACACACACAGAUAUUAUACCAGUUGUCGACUACACACCUAUGGAACAUCUUACAUCGACGAUCAACUUGGGUGGGGAUUCCAUAAACACAGAGCUGGCUAAGAAGCUCCCACAACUUACAGAAACCCAGAUAGAAACUUUGAAGAGAUCUACUAUAUUUGAAGUAUUGAGCGCAGAUGCAAGAGAAAUCUUGGAUACAAACGACGGUGAAGAGAUGGAUGAAGGAGCCUUGGAUGUUGCCGCUAUCGUUACAAGUGGGCGUGACACAAGGGAAGUACUUGAAGAAAGAGAACGUAAGAAGAAGCAGAGAAAUGUUAAGAAUGCUGAAUUGGAUACCAAUAGCUUUUAUGAUGAUGAUGGGCAAGAAAUAACCGUAGGUAAGCAAAGAUUUGAAGGUACAGAGAAAUUGAUUGAAAGUAUAUCUCAUAGAGUUGGUAACGUACUUGCGCAUAUUCAUGACAAAGCCAAAGCUAGACAUAUAUGGGAAAAUAUUAUUGUUGUUGGAGGAACAUCAUCUAUAGUAGGUUUCCGUGAAGCUCUAAUUGCUCAGCUUUACAAGGAUCACAUCAUUAUGGAGCCUGAGGAAGAAAGGCAAGAUAGAGAAGACGCCGCAAAAGCUUCUUUAUCAAGCAAGAAAAAGAACAAAUUUUUAGAUAAUACAUUACCCACAACCGAAUACAUACAGGUUCCAACAUCUAUUAAGUUUGCUAAAUAUCCAGAUUACUUCCCUGAAUGGAAGAAGCAUGGUUACUCAGAAAUCCCAUUUCUUGGUGCUCAAAUAGUAUGCAAACAAGUGUUUACACAUCCUAAGGACACAUUUUAUAUUACACGUGAAAGGUAUGAUGAAAAAGGGCCAGCAGCAAUUUGGGAUAUUGUUUUUUAG
Molecule: messenger RNA, 1389 nt
Organism: Nakaseomyces glabratus
Lineage: Eukaryota; Fungi; Ascomycota; Saccharomycetes; Saccharomycetales; Saccharomycetaceae
Gene: ARP9
Product: Arp9p
Biological process (GO): regulation of transcription by RNA polymerase II
Cellular component (GO): SWI/SNF complex; RSC-type complex
Source: RefSeq, a predicted model, not a curated record